Molecule: messenger RNA, 1282 nt
Organism: Amoebophrya sp. A25
Lineage: Eukaryota; Dinophyceae; Syndiniales; Amoebophryaceae
Source: the annotation of a GenBank genome assembly
AGGGAAAAAUCCUCGGUCUAGGGGCGCGGCUGUGAGAGGUAGGGGUGUAGGUGGCAUUCCGGGGCAGCAGAUUCAUGUCGCUAGCUUCAUCUUCCCUCCGAAAACCGUAAUCAGAUGAUUAUGGCGCUGCGUUGUUCCUUCGAGCUCCUAUCGCUGGCAAGUCUUGGGUCUCAAUUGCAAAACCACUGACCACAUUACUGCGCUAAGAUUUCAACCUGGAAUUGGCAGUCGCGUUUCACCCUAUCCGCCUUGUGGUAGGCGGCCAUGACUGCUUUUGAUUGGAGCGGAUGGAGUGCAACCCGAGACGGAGGGCGGCGGCGCGGCGCGGGCGGCGGCGACGGUGUGGACCUGAAAAGCUUAUUCUCCAACGACCGGUGGCGCGCUCAGAACCGCAUCCGCACGCGCGAUCUGUCGGAAGAGAUCUUCGGAAGAGGGAACAAACACUCAGCAGCUGUAGUCGUCAGGUCCCAUGAGCCACAGCACCUGACACAAUCAGCUGGCCCCAAGCUCCGACGUGGUGGUGGUGCAGAGGUUCCUGGCGCAUUCGCAGGCGACUAUGCUGCGGACGCAAGCUUUCUCCAUAUGGUCGGGGGUGCUUUCAACCAGGAUGCUUUUUUAGAUCAUGGCUUUGGUGCCGGAACGUCGCGUUCAAUUUUUGGCGGAAGUAGUCGUACGCUCGUGCGGGGACAUCGCGGCAUAUUAUCCAAUGUGGACGCGAUUCAACGCAAAUAUUUCUUCGUCUCUUCACAGCGAAACUUGGCAACGGGCGAACAACACGCUUCGCAACAAGGUGCUCGGACGAGGUUUGAGUCUGCCGCUGAUCGCUUUGACGCAGAAGUCUUCACAACACCUGGAAUUUUAGGCGUUAAGGAGGCUUUUCCUAUCGAGGAAUCGUUUAUCAAAUCACAGCAUGCAAAAGCGCCAGAUAGUAGCUCCGCCGACGAGUGGGAGUGCUUUCAUGAUGGCCAUAUCAAAGACAUAGUCGCUGAAAUGUUUGAGCGCCCACGUCAAGGUCUGAUGGAAUGGAGUGCUUUUGGCGAAGGUGAUCCACGCGGCCUCAAAGAUGGGCAUGACCAAAUAGGGGACACCGACACGACUCCAGCAUUUGACAGAGCCGUGCGUGCUGCAGGUACUCCCGCUUGUUGGGAAGACAGCGCAGAGCAUGCAGGAAACUCCUCGACAUUGAGUGCAGACCCUCGACGACCUCCUCCUGCGUCGGAACAAGGCAACAAAUUGGCAGCGUUUUUAACGAAAAAGCCGCCUCUUCCAUCAAAAAAGCGGC